UCAAUAAGGAAGUGGAGAAAACAACUAGAAGAAGAAUAAGUUGGAUAAAAUCCGUAUUUUCUAUCAAUUCCAUGCGACUCUUUGGUUAAAGCGACUUCACGUAAAAGGCCUUUGGACUGGGACUGUGUAAAACUGAAAAGGUCAUGGAGAGGAUCUGCCUCUGUUAGACGAUCUUUCAGACACAGGGCCAGUGUGCAGCGUUGUGGUGGAGUGUAGUGAGACUGAGCUGCUCGUCAUGUUUGAAGCCUGAUGCCCACCCUGCCCUCAGCGCUGGCCAUGGACGGGGAGAGCUACCUGCAUCCAGACGGCUCUCAGCUGGACAGCAGUCUGUUCUCCACGGCUCCAUCCAACAUGGAGAGUUCAUUGUUCGCCUCUUCUGGCUCCUGGGGACCCUACUCUCAGUCCAAUGGAUACAGCAUCCACUGCCCUAUGCAAACUGCAAACCAGCAAUACCACCUGAACAGCAGCAGCAGCAGCACUCCAGUCCCGGAGGUGCACAUGGACAUGUACUCGGGCUUCUCCGAUGUGGACUUCUCUGGUUUAGCCCUCCCCAGAAACGGAGACUUCACCCAGCACGUGGACAGGAAGUUUAUCCCCUGGAAAGAUGAAGAGUCCAGAGAUAGUUUACAUUAUGAAGAGUUAAUAUUGUCCCGUGUAUACUAG
This is a messenger RNA of Boleophthalmus pectinirostris (great blue-spotted mudskipper), 663 nucleotides long. RefSeq lists its product as uncharacterized. The coding region runs from base 250 to 663 and encodes 137 amino acids. NCBI's taxonomy places the organism in Eukaryota, Metazoa, Chordata, Actinopteri, Gobiiformes, Gobiidae. The record is from RefSeq and is a predicted model, not a curated record. The transcript is spliced from 5 exons.